AUGGCACCGCAUUCUCUUCAUAGAAGUGUUACGCCCGAUGUGAAACCCUCUAUUGAAGACUUAGAGCGCCCAAUGCCAGAGCCUCUUAAUAUCCUUGCACAGAGCAUGACCGUUCUCGUCAAAAAGAUUCAGGAUCUCCGUCAUAUUGGCAUCGAAGAUUCUCAUAUUAAGUUACCCAAGAUCUGUGUGAUUGGUGAUCAGAGCACAGGAAAGAGCUCGCUCAUUGAAGGAAUGAGUGAGAUCAAAGUUCCAAGGAGCUCCGGUACCUGUACUCGUUGUCCUAUGGAAAUUAACCUUUCCGAGAGUGAGGCUGGACAAUCUUGGACUUGCCGUGUGUACCUCUCUAGGAGGUACAUAUAUGAUGGCUCCAGGAAGAUAGGCAAGCCAAAGAAGUCACAUCCUCUGGGACCAUGGGUCUCUAUCGACCCGGAAGAUGAAUUCUUCAUCACAAUCACCAACAAAGAUCAGAUCGAAGAAGUGAAAUUCUCGCCCAACAUAGUAAGGCUUGAUAUCUCGGCACCAGGGUUCCCGAGCCUGUCCUUUUACGACCUGCCUGGUGUCAUCAACCAAGUCGAAUUCGAUGAGGAACGCUACCUUGUAAACCUCGUUGAGAACCUCGUGAAGGACUACAUCAGUCAGGAUAACUGUAUAGUUCUCCUCACAAUUACCAUGACAGAUGAUGUGAUGAAUAGUAGUGCCGCCCGGAUAAUGAAUGACGUCCGUGGAGCGAAACAGAGGGCUCUAGGGGUUCUCACAAAGCCGGAUAGAAUACCUCCUGGUGAUGAACUCAGCCAAUGGAUUGAAAUCCUUGAAGGUGAUAAGUUUGCUUUAGGGCACGACUACUAUGUUGUUCGCAACAAUCCGGACCCUUCGGUUGAGCACUCGGUGGCGCGACAGGAGGAGGAUGCAUAUUUUAUGUCUGGGCCAUGGUCAACAGAGCUUGCAGCGUACCGUGAGAGAUUUGGAACCCGGAGCCUACAGAGCGCGUUGUCAAAACUUCUGUUCCAGCAAAUCCAGGGAUGCCUGCCAGCCAUAAUCCAAGAAAUCAACAAGAAGGCUACUCGGAUCGAUGAUGAGCUUUCGAAGCUCCCAGCUCCACCAUCGGCCAAUGUUCCAUACAUCUUGUGCGAAAAGCUGUAUGAAUUCAAGGAAUGUAUUCGCCAUCAAAUGGACGGGGGCUCCAGGGAGUAUCCCCUGAAGAAACUCUGGUACAAUAUUGCAGAAGACUUCAAGCUCUCCUUGGCUAAAACCCGCCCAACAGUGAAGGUACUGGCAGAGGUUGAUAAGCAAUCCAUUUCCGCUAGCCGUGAUGACGACUCAGAAUGCGAGUUUGUCCAAUGCUCACCCAAGAGGAAACUACCAGAAGAUGUAUUUGGCUCGCCGUCCUCAACCGCAGGAGGAAGGCCCAAGAAACCAUCAGGAUACCAUACUACACACUUUGACAAUUUUAUGAAACCCGCGAAAGAAUUCUCUUGGGAGGAAAUUCGGGAUAUUAAUAAGGAUUCGGCGAGUGCGGGAAUCCCACAACAGAUCAAUCCCAAGGCCAUAGACUUUUUGAAUCAAGUGAGUGUCGUCCACUGGAAGCAGCCAAUGAUAGUCUUCAUUGAUGCAAGCCAUCAACUUGUGAGAGACACACUAUUGCGCGAAUUGAACAACGUUUUUAUCCAGUACAACCAGACUGGCCUGUUCAGAGAGCUUGAAAGAAUAAUCAGAAGCUAUCUGAAGAAGCUUAGAGCUGAACACCUUGCUCACGCCGAAGAAAUAUACAGCAUCGAGUAUGAGAAACCUUUCACGAUGGCGACUACAGCACUUGACCAGGCUACAGCUAUAGCCUAUAAACAUCUGGAGUCGCGCCGCUUCGAUGCCCGGGCUAACCAUUACCUGGACCUCUUUAAUAAGUACCCCAUUGGCGACCCACGAAGGGAGAGCGAAAAGAAGAAGAUAGGGAAUGCCGAAUUGGGUGCAGAUAAGUUCACGCUGGAAGUCAGAAUGAUGGCUAUAACCCGGGGCUAUUAUGAAACCGCCAGCUCGAGAUUUGUCGACUCUGUUUGUCAAUCUAUAUACACAAAGCUAUUUUUCAGAUGCCACCAGAGCCUGGUCAAAGCAAUUGAGCACGGUCUAGGGAUUCAGGCGGAAAACGCCGUGGAGCGUUGUAAUGAGCUCAUGUCCGAGGAUAUUGAACGCCAACGUCGUCGACAAUACUUCGAGAAGCAGAAAGAGAAGGUCAUGAAAGCGCAAGAAUGGUUGAACGAGGAGAAUGGAACCGCCGACGAGCAAGACGAUCCCAUGGAUGUUAAGCCUGAAAUCAAGUCUCAAUCUCACGAUUUGUGAGUAAUAGAAACGCUAAUUGCAAUAUCAUAUUUUCAUUCUGGAGAGAAAUUCUGUUAUUUUGUACUUGGUCGCCAACACUGCCAGAAGAUUCAAGGCGGGGUUCAGUUAUCGGCGUCGAAGAACCCCACUUCGAUGCCCGUGCCCUAAGCCCUGCCUGCCUCUUUUGGGGGGCUUGAAAUCUUUGGAAAGCGGCAAAUGCACGGUCUGGGGUGGACAGGAGUCGGAUGAAUCAUGCGAAGGAAUUAUUUUAGAGGAGGCACUAUCUAGCAAUUCGAA
Molecule: messenger RNA, 2607 nt
Organism: Aspergillus versicolor CBS 583.65
Lineage: Eukaryota; Fungi; Ascomycota; Eurotiomycetes; Eurotiales; Aspergillaceae
Product: putative dynamin GTPase
Exons: 5
Coding region: 1-2331 (776 amino acids)
Cellular component (GO): membrane; microtubule; cytoplasm
Molecular function (GO): microtubule binding; GTPase activity; GTP binding
Source: RefSeq, a predicted model, not a curated record